AUGAUGGCGGAGAAAGAGGUCGAGAAUUUGCUGUUUCCACCCGAGGAGAAGGCCACACCAUCGGUAACUAUUGCCGGAGAAGAAGAGCGUGAAGGGAGCAGUGAUAGUACAGAUAAACAGCCUUCUGCUACACCCACAAACAGUCCGAUUAAGCAGGCGGGGCCUCCGCCUGGGCCGACUUUUGACGAAUUGGCUCGAGAAUUGACUCGCUACACUCGAUUGGCCAAACGAAUUCAGUACGAGUCGCGCCGAGUAAUUCGACUUGGCAUGUUUGAAGUGCACUGCGAUGAGUUGAUUCGAACUCUGGUGAAACGGGCCGAGGGACUUUGUGACCGUCUCUUGGACCGAAUACUCGAAGACCAUCGCAGCAUGAACAAGGCGUAA
This is a messenger RNA of Protopolystoma xenopodis, 384 nucleotides long. The record is from the annotation of a GenBank genome assembly. Lineage: Eukaryota; Metazoa; Platyhelminthes; Monogenea; Polystomatidea; Polystomatidae.